Messenger RNA from Acanthaster planci (crown-of-thorns starfish), 3045 nucleotides. RefSeq names its product gamma-aminobutyric acid type B receptor subunit 2-like. Gene Ontology annotation, biological process: G protein-coupled receptor signaling pathway; gamma-aminobutyric acid signaling pathway. Gene Ontology annotation, cellular component: G protein-coupled receptor heterodimeric complex; membrane. The record is from RefSeq and is a predicted model, not a curated record. NCBI's taxonomy places the organism in Eukaryota, Metazoa, Echinodermata, Asteroidea, Valvatida, Acanthasteridae. Gene Ontology annotation, molecular function: G protein-coupled GABA receptor activity.
CAAUUAACACGACGAGCUGUGGCUGAACUGUUGGAAACAGCUUGCUCGAGGCGAAAUGACGAACAAAACAAAACGCGUUUCCUCAACGCCUGCCAGCCUGAAACUUUGAAGGCUCUGAGAGUGUAUGCUUAACUGCACAAAGGUGCACAGACUUGAAAUAUGGCGUCAAAGAGAGAAGUUGUCAAGGGGUAGACUUCAUUUCUCUACAAGUUGUCACCAACCCCCCCCCCCCCAAAAAAAGGGCAAUGUGAAAACCAUCUUCUUUUAAAUUUUCACCAGUCCCCAGGUAAUGACCGUUAGUUUCUAACUGUAUAGAGCAGUACUGUUCACCAUGCGGUUUGGCGUUCCGCCAACGGUCUGCUUGCUUCUGACGAUAGCAGUCUGUAUUGAUGAACUACCCGAGUUAGGAGGAAUGGCAUUCGCCUACCGAGACGGCGAUGAACCUCUACCGGUGUAUGUUGGCGGAUUCUUCCCGAUUGGAUUCCAGCCCUUCUUUUCUUCUCUCCCCUUGACCGUGCAGUCGGCAGUGGACCAUGUCAACAACUUGACGGGAAUAUUGGACGGCUACGAGUUGCGGAUGCGGUGGAACUGGACUCAGGGAAGUCCCGCCAACGCCCUGGGACUCCUGAACGACUUCAUCCAGAAUGGGCCACCGGUUGUAAUGACAUGGGGCCCCAUGUUCUCCAGUGUCGCAGUGGUGGUGAAUGAGGUGGUGCCUCUCUACGGUAUCGUUCAGGUGGUAAUCGCAUCAUCAACCACUCUGAAGGACCGGGCCCGUUAUCCGCUGACGGUGCAAGUCUCCGUGGACGAGGAUUUGUUGAAUCCCACCCGAGUGGCUUUUGUAAAGCGCAUGGGAUGGAGGAGGGUGGCGCUGAUAUUCGAAGAUAACGAGUAUUUCAGACAGAAUAUGGCAAAGCUUGCUCACCAACUGCGGGAAAAUAACAUCACUGUUUUGACGACAGAAGCUGUCACGGAUCCGGACAAUUCCGAUGAACAAAUACAAAGUCUCAAGAGGCAUGAUGCCCGGGUGAUCAUUACGGCGUUCUAUCCUGAUCCAGCAGCUAAACUAUUUUGUAAGGUCUAUAAAGCCAAGCUGUUUGGCGCGAAGUAUGUGUGGAUUUUGCCAGGCUGGUACCCUGACGGCUGGUGGCGUGAUCUGCCUGAUGUGUCCUGCUCCAAUGACGAAAUUGCCGCAGCGCUGGAUCUGCACGUGGCUUUUGACGGUGACCAGGCUGUGAGUGACGUUUCCCUGAUCGAUUUCAAUGGAGUGAAACCAUUUCCAGAGCAACUUGAAUAUCUGGAAAGGCUUCACAAUAUGGAGGACAAUUCUCGUGACAUUUACGCCUACGACUGUCUGUUUACGAUGGCCAUGGCUCUCAACGCCUCGAUAGGCGAGCUGCUGCAGCUGACACCACCAAGGCGGCUGAACCAGUUUGAGUACGGAGAUAAGAAUAUGGCCGAGAUUCUCUUGCGAAAUACACUGAAGGCAGAAUUCGUCGGUUUGACGGAUCUUGUUGUCAUAGGUGAAGAAGGAGUUCGCCAUUCAACAGUCUACGUUGAACAGUUUCAAGACGGACAACCGGUGAGGAUCACCAAUUACCUUGCCGAUGGCGAUUACAAGAACAUUCCCAAUGCGACAAUACGGUGGAAAGGCUCGGGAGUACCCAUUGACGGGAGGACAGAAAUACCGCGGCUCGUUCAAAUCUCUUUGCCCUAUCAAAUCGGAAUUUUCACCGUAGCAGGCUUUGGCGUUCUUCUUGCUUUGUUAUUCCUUGCCCUGAACAUUGCUCUCCGUAACCAAAGAGCCAUUAAGAUUUCCAGCCCGCUUAUCAACAAUCUGAUUGUCUUGGGCUGUCUUCUCCUCUAUUCGUCUGUGUUUGUGUCUGGCCUCGACACAUCUGGUAUAACAGAUGGUUCUUUCAUCCUCUUGUGCCAUGUGAAAGUCGGCUUGAUAUGUGUCGGUAUAUCACUGUCGUUCGGGUCUCUGUUGGUCAAGACGUAUCGCAUCUUUGCCAUCUUCCAAAAGGCUGUUGCCAGAUUCAAGAAGAUCGAUCUGCCCGACAAGAAAUUGAUUUUCGUUGUCUUGGGUCUUGUACUGGUCGAUUGUAUCAUCAUCAUACUAUGGGUUUUCGUCGGACAGUCCACAGUCAACACCUUCCACCUUGAGGCCCAAUUGUCAGACACGGCAAGUCCAGAGAGCGAGACGUAUAUUAUACCUGUCCUGAGACAGUGUGGGUCCAACCAUGAGAUUUACUUCAUCUGCGCCAUCUACGGCUUCAAAGGAAUCCUUUUGGUAUUUGGCGUAUUUCUGUCGUGGGAGAACAGAAAUAUCACCGUCGCAGGACUCAACGAUAGUAAAUAUCUAGCUUUGUCCGUUUACAUCGUCGGGAUCACCAUUGUUCUAGCUGUCCCCGCUCUUCAAGUCUUCGUCAACAAUGUCGAUGUGCAUUUCUGCAUCUUGGGUUUCGCAAUCGUCUUUGCUAACACUGCCGUCUUGUGCUUGGUCUUUGCUCCCAAGUUUGCUCUGUGCUACUCCACCCGCGGAAAUCAACUUCGCAUCAGUUUGAUGGAAGCAUCCAGCGUGUCGAUGGGUACCAAGUCAGUAUCAUCGAGUUAUCGAGACAAGACCAGGCUCAGCGAGCUCCAAGAUGAGCUUCAACAGAAACGGCACACUCUUGCUGGUCUCCUGGCAGAUUUAUAAGGUGCAAGCGACUUCUCAGCCUACAUCUGACAGCAGAAAACUGUAGGGCGAGAAUAGUCGCUGUGUAUAUGUAUUAUAGUCCGUCUGACCGUAAGGAACCACACCAUCACCACUGCAAGAGGCACAGUACCACAAACACAGAUGGCACUUAACGACAAUAAAACUAUAGUCUCAAUCAAAGAUUAUAUAGAGCUGCAUAGCGGCGCAAGAUGGGUAAUUCUGCCACAAGGGUGUUAUCACCAUGGGCGCAAUUUGAGUGUGAACGUUAGUGUGUGUGCGUGCCUGUCGCGGCGCCUACGCGCACGUACAUUAACAUGCACUGCGCAGGCGUAGUCCAACCAGAA